AUGUAUAGAUGUAAUUCAUCUGACAUUUGGUUAGAUAAAGAAGAUAAUCUUUUUAUUGCUGGUACUAGUAAUAAUCGAAUACAAAAAUAUAACGGUACAGUAAUAACAACUGUGGCUAGUCGUGGAUUGAUAUCACCAACGAGUUUGUUCAUAGACAGCAAUACUGGUGAUAUUUAUAUACUUGAUUAUGAUAAACAUAAAACAAAUGACUUACGAAAAAUUCGAAAUUAUCGUGUGCAAUAUUGGCCAACAAACAAUUCUGUUGCAGCAGAAAAGGACAAACUAAUUAUUCAUGGAAUUGGUGAAAGUACUAGUUUAUAUUUAGAUAAAGAUUUAAAUAUUUAUACAUCUGAACAAACUCGUAUAAUAAAAUGGUUUGGGCCUGAUUAUAUAUAUUCUAUAACGGUAGCUGGUAGGAAUAAUCAUAACAUAGCUCAGCAAACAAAAUGGCGAACACAUAAUGACUUUUAUGUACAUCAAAAUUAUACUUAG
Didymodactylos carnosus is the source of this 492-nucleotide messenger RNA. The record is from the annotation of a GenBank genome assembly. Lineage: Eukaryota; Metazoa; Rotifera; Eurotatoria; Philodinida; Philodinidae.